AAAACACAAGUAGAAAUAUAAUUAUUUGUUGUUGUUAGAAGUGUCAUAAAGAUGUAUACGUAAUUACUAACAUAAGUAAAAAUGGACAUAGAAUUAAACAAAGUCAAAUCACACUCGCUAUACUUCCAAUUCCCCCCCCCCCCCCUUAUUUGUUACUUUUCUCAAACAUUAUCGGUUAAUACUAUAUUCCUCCGUCCAAUAUUCACUUUCUUUUUCAUUCUCUCUUUUGUUUUCAUCCUUUUCAUUAAGCACGAAUAUGAGCAUGGCACGAGCACGAAUAGGCACGACACGAUUCGAACCGUGCCUGGGCCUGGACCGGGUUUAGAAUAGUUAACAAAUAGACUUGCAUGACACGACACGAAAACUGACAGGCCGUGCCAAGCACGACACGAAAUAAAUGGGCCCGAAGCGUGCCUGUGUCGUGCCGGCCCAAGCACGGCCCAGCGCUCAUGUACACUUACAUAGUAAAGCCCUUUGAGCAAUCUGACCCAAAGCGCAUCAGAGCUAUGCAACAUACGCCACACUUGUUUCCCGAUGAGAGCAAGGUUAAACAUGUGAAAGUUUUUGAACCCCAAACCCCCUUCUUCUUUUCGUCUUUCCAAUGUCCUCGCAUCACACCAGUGAAUUGACUUCUUCUUCAUAUCUCUAGACAAAAAAAAAAAAAACAGAAUUGCAUCCAUCAAAUUUGUAAUGGAUAAAGGAAGUAGAAACACACUCAUGAUGUAUGAGGGGAUUGCUUGAAUGAUUAUAAGUAAAAUUUUCUUUAUCAAAUUUGAAUCGAGUUAGCUUACGACCUCAAUACUUUUUCAUGUUACAAAUAUGAUGCUCUCGUGCUUAAUGAUAUUUUUCCUGUAAUUACGAUAUUUUUUCAUUAAUCAUAAAAAUAAUAUUUAUAUCCCUCCAUUAUGUUAGUUAUGAUAUAAUAAAAAAACCAUAUAUACUAAGGAAAAAACUAUAUAUAAAAGGAAAAAAUCAUUGGCCUAAGCAUUUUCAUCACAAUAACAUUUUUGCCUAAGAAAGGUUAUUCUCUCAAUAGCAACAAUAUCCCACAAGUUAUCCAAUAACCAUUGUUAUCACUUAUCACCACACAGCUAAGAUUUACUCUCAAAACCUUGUCAAGAUUAUAAAUCCCUCGUCAAAUUCAUCGAAAGUGCCAUGUCCAUUUACCAACACUUCCAUUGUCAAGAGAGAUUAUACAGCAAAUAAAAGAAGGAAAUCAAAACAAAAGAGAAAAAACGGGCGAUAUGUCAACCAUGGUCGUCACUGCUAUCACCACCACCAGGUCACCGCUUCUUCUAGUCCUGAUCAUCGUGACUUGGGCGCUCGCCGGAACUUCGUCGUCGGCAUGGAAAUUCCCGAGCUUGUGGCCGUACAAGCACGUCCACGUCAUCAACGAGUUGACUACGUACAAAGGCAUCUUGCACGUCCACUGCUGGUUUGGAAAAGACGACAGGGGACAUAUCGAUGUGGCUGUUGGGUCGGAGUUCACAUGGAGAUUCAAGCCCAACAUCUGGGGGACGACCAAGUGGACGUGUGAAUUGUCGACGGAUGAUCAUCGCUACGCCAGCUUCGACGCGUACUGGGAGGAUAACCGCCAAGGGAAAAGGGAGUACAAGCACAACAUAUAUUGGGCUGCUAAAGAGGACGGUGUUUAUCUUAGACUUGUUAAACAGAACGUAGAUCAAUACUGGACGAAGUGGUCGUUGGGAUUUAUUUAGAACGACUUUGUAAUUGUACGUCGAUCGGCCUGCGGGUUUGAAUAAAGGUUGCACAAUAAUAUUACUAGUGAUGAAUUAGUUUCAAUUGUUGUAUUGCUCCGAUGGUAUAAGUGUUCCCCCCGCAUCUUCUACACAAUAUAUUAUGCACUUCAUUUUAUGUCAUUGUUGCCACCUUGCGCUUUGAUUGGUUAUCCUUAUUUGGUGGAAGGGCAACUUUGACAAUAUUACAGACACUCAAGGGUUCUUAUUGGACUUUUGGUUUUCUUUUUAGUAAAUGCGAUUAGGAUUAAGAGAAAAGAAGAUUUGUUUUAAGGUAAAUGCUACAUAAUAAUUAUUUGAACUUUGCUCUGUGUAGAUUUAUUUUGUGUGGUUAAGGAAAAAACAGAGUCUAUCUAAAUUUGUUUAAUUCCUAAAUGAGAUAAUGCUUGCGAAUUGGAUUUUGAGAUGAUAAAGAUGAUAUAUCGUUGUGGCGUGGAUGUUUGGGAAGAGGUUCCUUCUGAAUAGGUUUUUUCGCAUUAGCGUUUUUACGUUAAACAGAUAAAAUAAGCAUCAACCUUCAAAAAUUUUAGAAUCUUAAUUUCAUAGUGAUUUCGGCAAACAUGAAGAGGAAGAAAAACGGGAAAUCUUGGCAAAAUACAAUCAAUUUAUAUUGUUUUUAAUUCUUUUAAUUUUCAAAUUAGCAUGUCUAAUUUUACAUUAAAUUUUGAAAGGUAAGAUCGCAUGUUUAGUCGUAGGUUAAACAAUAAUUCCAUCCAUAUCGUAUCGACUCGAUAUUUGUGUCGAAUUAGAUAAUAAAAAAAAUGUACUCUAUGUAAUUGCUUAAAGUCGAGAUAGGUUUUAUUAGAAAAUUAUUAAACGUAAAAUAUGGUCCAAUGGAAUAACUUAAAUGCUUCUUCAACCUAACUACGUUGUUAUUUACAUCUGAAUAGUUCCAUUAACGAUUACAAAAUAGUUGUAUAAUGAUAAACCAUUAAUCAUGAGUUAUUGAAAUUUUCCAUCCGACAACUGCUCCACUUUUGAAAAUAUAGGAUCUAGUCAAUAAAAUAUUUAAAAAUAUGAGCAUAUUGUUAAAGGUUAAGUUUGAAUUAUGAUAACUAAAGUUCAAAUGAUUGAAUAACUUACGAAGGCCAUUUCAAGUCAAAAUAUUCUUUUGCUAAUAUUUUUCAUUUUUGUCUCUUUCAAAAAUAUAAAUUUAAUACAUAUAUACUAAUAUUUUUGGAUUUGAUUUACAUAAUUGUCCAAAUAAUCUAUUUCCAUAUCACAUUUUUUUCUCCUCGAAUUUUUGUAUCUUUAAACUAUUUAAAUGUAAUACAUCUAUAGUAAUAUUAUGUACAUUAUUUUCUUUUUAAUUCAAUAGAUGACAAUCAACAAUAUUUAAAUUAAAAUAGUAAUAAAAUUUCAAAGCUUCAUUUGCAAAGUAAUUAUUCACAUAUAAUGAAGAUAAAGAUUUUUGUUGAUUUUUUUUUAUUCAAUGAUGUUUAAUAUCUCAAGGCAUGAAUAUAGAUUCCAGAUAGCUUUUCAUUUCAUUCGUUGUCUAACUUAAACUUCUUAUAGUUAAGUAUAAAAUGAAAUACAAAUUCAAUAAAAUUAUAAAGUUAACGGGCACUAAAAACAUAAACUAUCAAAGUACUCUUUUGUACCACCAGUGCACAAUAAUAAAAAUCGAAUCACCUACAUUUAACUAAAAAAAUACCCAAAUGACCACAAACCGACCAACGGGCCUGAUACAACACUGUCAGGUUUGAUUCGCAGCCGCUGAAUCCAUUUUCAGCUCCCCUAUGCUUAAUAUUAAUCUUUAAACACAACUUCUAAAUGGAAAAUAAUUAUAAUUCUACCGAAAAAUUGAAUUGUGGAUUAUAACUUACAAGGAUAAAGAAAACCGUCAAAUAAUCCCACUUUAUUUUAUUCUUAAAAUAAAUUGCAAUUGACAUGAUUUGUAUCAUAACGGAAUUUGUACGAAAAUGUGUAGGUAUAAAAUAAACUGUAUGAUAACGU
Molecule: messenger RNA, 3713 nt
Organism: Linum trigynum
Lineage: Eukaryota; Viridiplantae; Streptophyta; Magnoliopsida; Malpighiales; Linaceae
Source: the annotation of a GenBank genome assembly